UGAUCGUGUAGCCAUUUUAUUUCAAGACAUUUUUUAAUUUUUUUUUUUCUGUUUUAAUGGCUUCUUGCGAGGUAGAAAAACCGUUUACUUUUAGGUGUAAACCAAUUUUUACGCAAGGAUUUACUAUUAAGUCAUGGAUGAAAAAUUCUGAGGUUACUGGCCCACCUGAAGCAGGUGCUUUUAAAAAAAGACCUGCAAAACAUACUCAGUUCCGUAGGUUUUAUGAUCGAGGAGAUUUGCCAAUCGCAUUGGAACAUGACACUAAAGGAAAUAAAAUAGCUUGGAAAGUUGAAAUUGAAAAACUAGACUAUCAUCAUUAUCUUCCCAUGCUGUUUGAAGGAUUGAGAGAAACUGAACAUCCAUAUGAGUUUUUUGCCCGCCAAGGUGUGCAUGAUAUGCUUGAACACGGAGGUGCUAAAAUAUUACCUGUUGUCCCCCAACUCAUUCUACCCAUAAGAGACGCUCUUGACACACGCGACCUACAAGUUGUUUGCACAACUUUAAAAGUCCUUCAACACUUAGUGAUCUCAGGUGAAAUGGUUGGCGAGGCUUUAGUUCCCUACUAUCGCCAAAUUUUGCCAGUUUUGAACAUCUUUAAAAACAAAAAUCUUAAUUCUGGCGAUGGAAUUGACUAUAGCCAACAGAGACGAGAAAACAUUGGUGAUCUUAUUCAAGAGACUCUUGAAGCGUUUGAAAAACACGGUGGUGAAGAUUCUUUUAUUAAUAUUAAGUAUAUGAUUCCUACUUAUGAAUCAUGUCUUCUGAAUUGAAUUCUGUAUUUGUAAAAUAUUAUUUUCUUUUGUGUAUAUUAAUAAUAUUAUUUAUCUUAUUACGUGAGAUUGAAA
Molecule: messenger RNA, 845 nt
Organism: Hydra vulgaris (swiftwater hydra)
Lineage: Eukaryota; Metazoa; Cnidaria; Hydrozoa; Anthoathecata; Hydridae
Product: parkin coregulated gene protein
Molecular function (GO): Hsp90 protein binding; Hsp70 protein binding
Source: RefSeq, a predicted model, not a curated record